AAAAAAAGCGUAUCCCUCUGUUCAGAGUGAGUUCGGGGUGGCGGCGCUUGUGGUGUCAGUUAAUUAAUGAGGGGCAGACGCGACGCGACGCGACAGGGCUUCUAAUUGCACUCAACGCGUCCCGUGCUCUCUAAAACAAACAAUGACAAGCACAUACCUACACUCGUCCACCUCCAACAAACAAUGACAAGCACGUACCUACACUCGUCCACAGUUCCCCGGUUUCACCUCCCUAUCCGCUGUCUACCAUCGUCCCCUCCUCCUCCUCCCGUUCCCCCUCCUCUCCCCCUCCAUCCCCUGCCAUUACACCAUCCCUUCGUUCGAUCCUUCCACAAAGUUCAGAUGAGAGGAUGCUUGGGAGCAGCGCCAUAUUUGUCUACUUCAUUGAAUCGCUAUGGUCCAGAGGAUAGCUGGAAGUCCGCAAAUGGUUGGGGAGUCGGCAAUCGGAAUGGGUGACGUUUGAAGGAUAUGGAGUCGUGUAUCGUAUUAUCCAGCGUUAUUUGAUGUGUGUUCGAAGCCGACAGCGACUGCGAGGAUCGGUUGAGGUGAGGUCGAGCAAGGCAGUCCAGAGAUGUAAAC
Stereum hirsutum FP-91666 SS1 is the source of this 579-nucleotide messenger RNA. RefSeq lists its product as uncharacterized. The coding region runs from base 184 to 456 and encodes 90 amino acids. Lineage: Eukaryota; Fungi; Basidiomycota; Agaricomycetes; Russulales; Stereaceae. The record is from RefSeq and is a predicted model, not a curated record. The transcript has a single exon.